GAGAGAGCCCUUUACCACUUUUAUAUGUUGCACGCAUCCAUCCACAGAAGGAAACACAAGGAGGACAAGGGUACUCCACAGACAAGAGAAAGAAAACCCCAUUUAAAGCUCUUUUUUCUUUUUGUACUGUGCACAUCACAAGAAGAACAAAGAUGGGUUUUUGAAGGGGGGGAGAGAGAGAGAGAAAUAGGGAUUGAAGAAAAACAAGAAGAAGAAGUAGCCGUGCAAGUGAAAUAAGGUGAGAUGUGUUUGUUGUUGUUGUUGUUGCUGAAAUGGGUUUGUUGAACACAACUGCAUGCAUUUGACAACUAGUGUGUUUCUGUCAGAGCUUGAAAUAUCAAAUCAAAAGCUCAGAUCUUGGUCUUUGUUUUCACCACAAAUUUCCCACCUGGUAGCUUGAGCUCGCUGUUCAUCAUACAUCAUCAAUUUUCGUUAGCCUGAGCCCUUAACUGAAACCCAUUUUGGAGUUUGCUCUUCUUCCAACUUGUUGUGUGUUGAUUUUAGAUGAAGGCCGUGCCCCUACCCUUUCAGGAAUUUAGAGGGGACGGGGUGUUAGAUUUUGCUUCUGGUGGCGGUGGUGGUGUUUCAGAUUCGUUGUUACUACCACAGCAAGAACAAUUUCUUCAAAGGUGGACCCACAGGGAAAACUGUUGCUAUGUGGGCAUUGAGCCCACCUCUGCUUUGGACGUCAGAAGAAAACCAAGCCCUCCCACAUCCUCCUCUACACUGUCUUCCUCACACGGCAGCGGCGGCAGCUGCGGCUCAAUCGAUAACACCACCGGCGUGGCGGCAAAGUUCUCAGGCGAAAAGGAUAACAACCCACCUCAAGCAGGGUUAGAAGUUGGCCAGGGAAGAUGUGGGAUGGGAAUGGAGGAAUGGGAGAGUGUGUUGUCUGAGUCACCAGGUCAAGACCAUUCCAUUCUGAAAUUGAUUAUGGGGGACAUUGAGGACCCAUCUGUUGGAUUGAGCAAGCUUUUGCAGAGUGGAAGUGGUUCUCAAGAUGUUGAAUUCAAUGGGGUUGGAGUGGGUUUUAGUUUUGUGGAUCAAAGUUCUGUGCUUGACCCCAUUUCUAGUAUCAACUUUGUGAGCAGCAUUGACCCUUCUGGUCCUGGGAAUUGUUCUGAUUUCCCUUUCAACGUCAACUCCAAUAUUGCUAGAGUUGGCUCUGGUGUCAAUACUAACCCUGUGUUCCCUUCUUCAGUUAGCAAUCUCUCACCAACUUCACUCCCUCAGGGUGUGUUUCAGCCACAAAAACAGCAGCAACAACCAAUAGAAUCUCUUGAUGAGAAGCUACAAGUUCUCAAUCCCCAGUUCGUUUUGAACCAAAACCAAGCUCCGUUUAUGCAAAACCCAGGUUUGGUUUUGCCUUUGACAUAUGCCCAGCUGCAAGAACAUCAUCACCUUCUCCCUCAGCCUCCGGCUAAACGUCUGAAUUGUGGCCCUGCUGCACCAAAUUAUCAGGUUCCAAAGACACCCUUUUUGGAUUCUGGUCAAGAGCUGUUCCUUCGGAGGCAGCAACAGCAGCUUCAACUCUUUCCUCACCAUCUGCAGCAGAGGCCGUCCAUAGUGGUGGCACCGAAGCAGAAAAUGGUGAACCCCGGCGGCGGGAGCGGCAGUCAAGACUUGGCGACCCACCAGCUUCAACAGGCUAUAAUUGACCAGCUUUUCAAGGCUGCAGAGAUGAUGGACGGCAGUAAUCCGGAACACGCGCACGGGAUAUUGGCGCGGCUCAAUCAGCAACUUUCUCCCAUUGGGAAGCCUUUUCAGAGGGCUGCUUUUUAUUUCAAGGAGGCCAUGCAAAUGUUUCUCCAUUCAAAUGGCAACAACAGUUCUUUGGCCUUCUCGCCCACUGGUCUAUUGCUCAAGAUUGGUGCUUACAAGUCAUUCUCAGAAAUCUCACCAGUUCUGCAAUUUGCCAAUUUCACAUGUAGCCAGGCAUUGCUUGAAGCUGUGGAAGGGUUUGAUCGCAUUCACAUAGUAGAUUUUGAUAUUGGGUUUGGUGGACAGUGGUCUUCUUUCAUGCAAGAAUUAGCACUCAGGAAUGGCGGUGCACCUGCUCUCAAGAUCACAGCAUUUGUGUCACCCUCCCACCAUGAUGAAAUUGAGCUCAGUUUCACUCACGAGAAUUUGAAGCAAUAUGCUGAUGAGAUUAACAUGACCUUUGAGCUUGCGAUUCUUAGCCUCGAGUCUUUGAAUUCUGCUUCCUGGCCCCAGCCACUUCAUGGUUGCGAAGCUGUUGUGGUUAACUUGCCUAUUGGCUCUUUUUCAAAUUACCCCGCAUACCUUCCUUUGGUCCUUCGCUUUGUCAAGCAGCUCAUGCCCCAAAUUGUGGUUACAUUGGAUAGAAGUUGUGAUCGAACUGAUGCACCAUUUCCUCAGCAUCUGAUUUUUGCACUUCAUUCUUAUUCAGGGCUACUUGAGUCACUUGAUGCUGUUAAUGUUCACCCAGAUGUCCUGCAGAUGAUUGAGAAGUAUUAUCUUCAACCAGCAAUGGAGAAGCUUGUUCUGGGUCGUCAGCAUUUUCAGGAAAGAACACUUCCUUGGAAAAACCUGCUCUUGUCAUCUGGGUUCUCCCCGGUGACAUUUAGUAACUUUACAGAGUCCCAAGCAGAGUGUUUGGUGCAGAGGACUCCUGGUAUGGGAUUCCAUGUGGAGAAGAGGCAGUUUUCCCUUGUUCUAUGCUGGCAAAGGAAGGAUCUCAUCUCAGUUUCAACUUGGAGAUGCUGAAGGGGAAUCAUUUUACACCUUUGAACUACCAAUUAGUUUUUAAAUACAAAGGAACACUAGUCACCUUGUAAAAAUGAUGCUUGGCUUGAUCCCUGACAAAGUCUCUCUCUCAAACACAUUUGUAAGGCCAAUUUGCUAUUUGAAUACUAUUCACGUAGUUGAAGAGUCCCCC
Molecule: messenger RNA, 2899 nt
Organism: Gastrolobium bilobum
Lineage: Eukaryota; Viridiplantae; Streptophyta; Magnoliopsida; Fabales; Fabaceae
Product: scarecrow-like protein 27
Exons: 2
Coding region: 505-2727 (740 amino acids)
Biological process (GO): regulation of DNA-templated transcription
Cellular component (GO): nucleus
Molecular function (GO): sequence-specific DNA binding; DNA-binding transcription factor activity
Source: RefSeq, a predicted model, not a curated record